Molecule: messenger RNA, 2286 nt
Organism: Myodes glareolus (Bank vole)
Lineage: Eukaryota; Metazoa; Chordata; Mammalia; Rodentia; Cricetidae
Source: RefSeq, a predicted model, not a curated record
UGUUGUACUGUCCUCACUCAGGUGUCCCCACUUUUCCCACGCCAGGUUCAGCCAUGGAGCUGCGCUCAGAGCUGCCCAGCGUGCCCAGUGCGGCGACAGCAGCAGCGACAGCGACGGGACCUCCCGUGGCAUCAGUGGCGUCGGUGGCCGCGGCAGCGGCCGCCGCAGCAUCGCUACCAGUGAGCGUGGCCGGGGGCUUGCUGCGGGCGCCGCCCCUGCUGUUGAGGGCAGCGGAGAAGUACCCGCGGACCCCCAAAUGCGCGCGCUGCCGCAACCACGGAGUGGUGUCCGCGCUCAAGGGCCACAAGCGCUACUGCCGCUGGAAGGACUGCCUGUGUGCCAAGUGCACGCUCAUCGCCGAGCGCCAGCGCGUCAUGGCGGCACAGGUGGCGCUGCGCAGGCAGCAGGCGCAAGAGGAGAACGAGGCGCGCGAGUUGCAACUGCUGUAUGGCACUGCCGAGGGCCUGGCGCUGGCCGCCGCCAACGGCAUCAUCCCACCGCGACCCGCCUAUGAAGUCUUUGGUUCAGUGUGCGCCACCGACGGCGGGGGGCCUGGAGCUGGAGCACCCGCCGGGAGUGCUGGGGGCGCAGGGGGCGCAGGGGGCGCAGAAGCCAAGCUGCAGAAGUUUGAUCUGUUUCCCAAGACGCUGCUUCAGGCCGGCCGCCCCGACAGUCCGCAGCCGCAGCCAGUGAAGCCCUUGUCGCCCGACGGCGCGGACUCGGGUCCCGGGACCUCGUCCCCAGAGGUGCGGCCCGGCUCAGGCUCGGAGAACGGCGACGGCGAGUCCUUUUCGGGGUCGCCUCUGGCCCGGGCCUCCAAGGAGGCCGGAGGCAGCUGUCCUGGUAGCGCGGGCCCCGGCGGUGGCGGCGAGGAGGACAGCCCCGGCUCCUCCAGCCCCCUGGGUUCCGAAUCGGGUUCCGAGGCUGACAAAGAAGAGGCGGAGGUCGCACCGACACCGGGGCUGGGCGGCGGCCCCGGUCCGCGGCAGCGGACGCCGCUGGACAUCUUGACGCGCGUCUUCCCGGGCCACCGGAGAGGCGUCCUGGAGCUGGUGCUGCAGGGCUGCGGCGGCGACGUGGUGCAGGCCAUCGAGCAGGUGCUGAACCACCACCGCGGAGGCUUGGUGCCCACGCUCGGCUUCCGGCCGCCCAUGGACUACGCCUUCAGCGACCUCAUGCGCGACCGCUCGGCCGCCGCAGCCGCCGCGGUGCACAAGGAGCCCGGCUACGGGAGCGGGCUGUACGGGCCCAUGGUUAACGGCACCCCCGAGAAGCAGUAGGACGCGCGGCCCGGCGGCCCCAGACACUGACCCAGCCAGCUUCCCAGCCGCCCGCGCCCUCCGCCGCUCAGAGUUGGCUUGGGGAGGUGGGGAGAGCUAACCGCGCAGGUGUCCUCAGAGGAGCCUUGUGGUCUGUGUGCUGGUCCAGCCUCGGCCACCUUUCCCCAGGCCCGCUCGCCGCCCUGUUGUCAAAAGGCCUGGGGUCUCUAAGAAUCUCGAGGACGGCUGUGGCCGCGCCAGCCCCUGCUGCUCCCUCUGCUUUGCUCGCCUUGCCAGCCUUGCUCAGGUGGCUGGCAGGACAAAUCAACCUCUUGUGUGUCCUCCGGUACCUAUUCCCCAUUCAUUAAAAAGAAAAAAAAUCCGCUCUAACAAAUAUAAAUUUAGGAUGUAUACAUCUCUUGGCACUGAAUCGAGUCUUUGGGAUACGCAUAUAUAUCAAUAUCAAUUGUAAAAAAAAAAAAAAGGAAACGUUCUAAGGUGCACUUUCCUCGUUGCGGUAUUUGUCGCUCUCUUUGUUGCUUAUGCCGAUAAGCAUGGGUUUCCUUGGUGCAGUGUGAGUUUUUAUAUAUGUAUAAAUCUAUAUAUAAUCUAUACAUAUAUAUAUACAAGCCAGUGUAUAAUGUUAUAAAAUGGAAUUCUAAGUUAUUAAUUGUAAUCUGUAGGUGACCUCGGUAUUAACGUGAAAAGCAUUCAAAAUCAAAGCAAAAAAAGAAAAGGACAAAAUGGGAAAACUAGACUAUUCGCGCAUUGUACGUAUCGGGUUUUAUAGACGAGAUCUACUGUACGCUGGGGAGGAACCCUGUCCACCCCACGCCCCCGGCCUGCGGCUUGUUCUCUGGAGCGGUCCAGGCCGCGCUGGAGCACGAAUAGAGCGUCGGGUGACAGACCCAGAAGCUCCGGGACUCGCCGGCGAGCGACGCUGCGGAGAACUGCUCACUUUGUGCUUUCCUUUGCAUAGGUAUGAGCUAGAAAUAAAUGUUAUUUUCUAAAUAAAGCAACGCUGGAA